This is a messenger RNA of Gallus gallus (chicken), 6697 nucleotides long. It is a transcript of the gene PDGFRA, whose product is annotated as platelet-derived growth factor receptor, alpha polypeptide. Bases 195 to 3458 code for a protein of 1087 amino acids. The record is from RefSeq and is a predicted model, not a curated record. The transcript is spliced from 23 exons. Gene Ontology annotation, biological process: positive regulation of kinase activity; platelet-derived growth factor receptor signaling pathway; embryonic cranial skeleton morphogenesis. Gene Ontology annotation, molecular function: ATP binding; platelet-derived growth factor alpha-receptor activity; platelet-derived growth factor binding. Gene Ontology annotation, cellular component: signaling receptor complex. NCBI's taxonomy places the organism in Eukaryota, Metazoa, Chordata, Aves, Galliformes, Phasianidae.
GGACUAUAACAUUGAAUCAAUUACGGGACGCGGGUUGUGAGACCAUUGCAGUCGGAGCCGGAGGGAGGGCGAGCGGGAGGGAGCGCGCCUGAGCGGGGAGAGUCACAAAAGCCGUGGACAUAUUUUGGAUAUUUUACAAUCUGCGGGACGGGAUCUGCGCGUUAUAAAGGAGGAGGUAAGAGCUGUUGCUCGCUAUGGGUACUCCCCCAAGGACGUUCCUGAUCCUGGGAUGUUUUCUCACAGGACCGCUCCUAACACUUUGCCAGCUUCCUCUGCCGACUAUUGUUCCCAAUAGAAAUGAGAUGGUUGUACAGCUGAAUUCCAAUUUCACACUCAAAUGCUCUGGAGACAGCGAAGUGAGCUGGCAGUACCCAGUGACCGAGGGAAGCCACAGGAUAGACAUCAGACACGAGGAGAACAACAGUGGCCUCUUCGUGACAGUGCUUGAAGUCGGAAAUGCCUCAGCCGCUCACACGGGCAUGUAUGUUUGCUAUUAUAACCACACGCAAGUGGAGGAUGGGGAAGUCGAGGGGAAGGACAUCUACAUCUAUGUGCCUGACCCAGACAUGCCUUUCGUUCCUUCCUUACCAGAAGACCAGUUCAUCCUAGUAGAAGAAGGUGAUCCCACUGUUAUCCCUUGUCGGACAAGUGACCCAAGUGCUGAAGUGACUUUAGUUAACAGUUUAGACAAGCCUGUCUAUGCUUUCUAUGACAGCAAACAGGGCUUCGUAGGGAACUUCCUUGCAGGACCAUACACAUGCAAAACAAUGGUUAAAGGCGUGGAGUUCAAGUCCGAUGAGUUCCUCAUCUAUAUUUUAAGAGCUACUUCACAGCUGCCGGUUGAAAUUGAAGCUCUGAAAACUGUCUACAAAACAGGCGAGACCAUCGUAGUAACUUGUGUGGUCUUUGACAAUGAGGUGGUUAAUUUACAGUGGAAUUAUCCCGGGAAAGUGAAAGAAAAAGGUCUGAUAAAACUUGAUGAUAUCAAAGUCCCAUCACAGAAGUUGGUUUACACGUUGACCAUACCUGACGCAUCAGUGAAAGACACAGGGGAUUAUGAAUGUACUGCCCGACAUGCAACCAAGGAGGUUAAGGAAAAUAAGAAAGUAGUCAUUACAGUUCAUGACAAAGGGUUCAUUCAUCUAGAGCCUCAAUUUAGCCCUUUGGAAGCUGUCAAUCUACAUGAAGUCAAAAAUUUUGUCGUCGAUGUGCAGGCGUACCCCGCUCCAAAAAUGUACUGGUUGAAGGAUAAUGUGACUCUGAUUGAAAACCUUACUGAGAUUGUUACUAGUUCAAACAGAGUCCAGGAAACACGGUUUCAAAGUGUACUAAAAUUGAUCCGGGCCAAGGAAGAAGACAGUGGGUACUAUACUUUGGUUGCUGAAAAUGAAGAUGAGAUUAAGAGAUACACCUUCUCGUUGCUAAUACAAGUUCCAGCCUUGAUCUUAGACCUCAUGGACGACCACCAAGGCUCUGCUGGCAGGCAGACGGUGAGGUGCUUGGCUGAAGGUACCCCGCUUCCUGAUGUGGAAUGGUUGGUUUGCAAGGACAUUAAAAAAUGCAGCAAUGACACUUCCUGGACUCUUCUGACUAACAAUAUCUCUGAUAUACACAUGGAAGCCCACCUGGAUGAGAGGAAUAUGGUGGAAAGCCAGGUGACCUUCCAGAAGGUAGAAGAAACCCUGGCUGUGAGAUGUGUAGCAAGAAACGACCUUGGAGCUGUUACUCGGGAACUGAAACUUGUGGCUCCCACCUUGCGAUCAGAACUGACGGUGGCUGCUGCUGUCUUAGUACUGCUGGUGAUUGUGAUAAUUUCACUGAUUGUCCUGGUCAUCAUCUGGAAACAGAAGCCAAGAUAUGAGAUAAGAUGGAGAGUCAUUGAGUCUAUCAGCCCCGAUGGCCAUGAAUACAUUUAUGUGGACCCAAUGCAGCUACCUUAUGACUCCAGAUGGGAGUUUCCUCGAGAUGGGUUAGUGCUUGGUCGAAUCCUUGGUUCUGGUGCAUUUGGAAAAGUGGUGGAAGGGACAGCAUAUGGAUUGAGUCGUUCUCAACCUGUGAUGAAAGUAGCCGUGAAAAUGCUGAAACCUACAGCUAGAUCCAGUGAAAAACAGGCGCUCAUGUCUGAACUGAAGAUAAUGACACAUCUUGGGCCCCACCUGAAUAUUGUGAACCUGCUUGGAGCUUGUACGAAAUCAGGUCCUAUUUACAUAAUCACUGAAUACUGCUUUUACGGUGAUUUGGUGAACUAUCUGCACAAGAACAGGGACAACUUCCUCAGCCGACAUCCAGAGAAACCAAAGAAAGAUCUGGAUAUUUUUGGGAUGAACCCAGCUGAUGAAAGCACAAGAAGCUAUGUGAUUUUAUCAUUUGAAAACACCGGAGAAUAUAUGGAUAUGAAACAAGCUGAUACCACUCAGUAUGUGCCAAUGCUGGAAAGGAAGGAGGGAUCUAAAUACUCUGAUAUUCAGAGAUCUGUAUAUGAUCGACCUGCUUCAUAUAAGAAGAAAUCUUUGUCAGAAUCAGAAGUAAAAAACCUUCUUUCAGAUGACGGUUCGGAGGGUCUAAGCCUACUGGAUUUGCUAAGCUUCACCUACCAGGUUGCACGGGGAAUGGAAUUCUUGGCUUCUAAAAAUUGCGUACACCGUGACUUGGCAGCUCGUAAUGUCCUUCUGGCUCAAGGCAAAAUCGUGAAGAUCUGCGACUUUGGGUUGGCUAGAGACAUCAUGCAUGAUUCCAACUAUGUCUCCAAGGGCAGCACCUUCCUCCCAGUAAAAUGGAUGGCACCUGAAAGCAUUUUUGACAAUCUGUACACAACAUUAAGUGAUGUCUGGUCUUAUGGCAUUCUGCUGUGGGAAAUAUUUUCUCUUGGUGGCACACCAUAUCCUGGCAUGAUGGUCGACUCCACCUUCUACAAUAAGAUAAAGAGUGGCUACCGAAUGGCAAAACCUGAUCAUGCUACCAAUGAAGUGUAUGAGAUCAUGGUAAAGUGCUGGAACAGUGAACCAGAGAAAAGACCUUCGUUUUACCAUCUGAGUGAAAUUGUGGAGAGCUUGUUGCCUGGAGAGUACAAAAAGAGCUACGAGAAGAUUCACCUGGACUUCCUGAAAAGCGAUCACCCAGCUGUCACUCGAAUGAGAGGGGACUGUGACAAUGCUUACAUUGGUGUCACCUACAAGAAUGAAGACAAGAUAAAGGAUAGAGAGAGUGGAUUUGAUGAGCAGAGGCUGAGUGCUGACAGUGGGUACAUCAUCCCCCUGCCUGACAUUGACCCUGUUUCUGAAGAUGAGCUUGGCAAAAGGAACAGGCACAGUUCCCAGACAUCUGAAGAGAGUGCCAUUGAAACCGGUUCCAGUAGCUCUACCUUUAUAAAGAGAGAGGAUGAGACCAUUGAGGACAUUGACAUGAUGGAUGACAUUGGAAUUGACUCCUCGGAUCUUGUAGAGGACAGCUUCCUGUAAUCCCAGACACCUUCUAACUGCACAUGGGGAAGCUUACCGUGCUGUAUACAGACUUCUGCUACACAGAGAAAACCACUUCGUUGCAAUGUCAAGGAUGUGAAGAGAAGAUGGAUUUGUUAAGAGGGAUGCCCAGUGAUGGGCAAAGGAAUCAGCCUGAGAAUGAAAGGGAGAGAACUGUCAAAGAUGGAUUUUUUUAGUGUUGCUUCUUGCAGUACUUUAUGAGCAUCUCAGCGUUGUUUUGCCAUUCCAACUGGUAGAGGACAACAGAAAGGCCACAAACAGACCAGUUUUGUGUUUCAAGGGCAUUCCUAUGACUUUGAUGGAUAGAAUUUCCACUGCAGCAAUACUUCAUCAUUGUAAUUAUGUAAAUAACUAUCAGCUCAAGGAUCUUUUAAGGUGCACAUUGAACACACUCCAUGGAUUUUAGAAGAGAUCACCCAUGAAUUUUGUGCACUUCUUCCCUCAAUCUCAGUGUCAGCUGCUGUUGAACUAUCAUGUGAAUUGAAGAACAUGCAAAAACCACUCUUAGACUGAGAAGGUCUGAAACCACAAAAAACUGACCGGUACUACAAAACAUGUUACUUUUUAACAUUAAUGCAAGGGGAAUAAUAAUAAUAAUAAUAAUAAUUAAAACCAGUCUAUAAUAGGUGUUAGAAACCUAGUAAGUCUUUAUUAACUAUAGAAGAUAGCUGUUUUCAUGAUAAUACUACUACUGUUUUCCGUAACACUAAGCCUAUAUUUUAUAAUUCAUUGUCCUUCAGAAAAGCACAGUCUCAAGAAACAUUAUUAAGUACAAGGAAAAAAAAUAUGACCUGAAAAUGUGAUGAAGCAACCUUUAUCAGGCCCUACAGAGUAUGAUAAUUGCUCCGACUAGCUAAAACUACUUUAAUAUGGAGAAAAAAUUGCAUCCUGUAAUACACUAAGAUUUAGUUUUCUAUUUUGAAUAGAGCAGCUUGUCUAAUCAGCUGUACUAGAAACAAUUAUUGUCCUCCAAUUAAAUGAACUUCUAAGCAUUCAAAAUUUUUUUUUUUUAAAUUUAAAUUUACACCAGAUUUCCAGGAUUGUGGGAAGUGGAAGAUUAUGAUAAACCACCAGCAACAUCCCACUGUUAGUGUUUCACAGUUUCUCAAAAGAAAUCUUAUUCCAGGAUUAGGUAUGAAAAAUCAAUUUUAUUUUUGAACAGCUCAAGGAAAAAAGACAUCUCUCCCAGCCUUGAACUCCAGAUUAUAAAAGCAGAAAUAGUUCUGCCACAAAUAUCCUUGUCUUAGUUUUGAAGUUUACACAGGAGCAGAAAACUGACUAUUAUCUUUGCAGACUCUAACUACAAAUAAUAAUUGCCUUCAAGUGUGCUUUCUGGAUGAAGGUGCAUGAAAACAAACCUGCUCUCAGCCUGCAAUAGUUAUUUUUUGACACCACUUACAAGAGCAAAGUAUUAUGAUUACUGCUAUCACUGUACAAAGUGUUAUUGAUAUUUUAUGUUUUGGAAGACUUACACGUGAACGAAAGGUACAUCACUGCAAAGGGCCCCAUCCUUUCUGGUGCUCAUCUUUCGAACUUAACUCUAAUUCAGUGCGAGGAGUGCCUCACAGGACACGCUCAGCAUCUGGCAUGGCAGAACCAAUGCAAAUGUGGUACAAACUCAUCCCUGCGUUGCAGUACUUUUCCUAUGAAGUAUGAAAAAUGGCCCAGCAGCAAUUGACAACACACGCCACCUGGAUCUGAAUAACAAACUAAACUUUACCUUGAAAUGGCCCUAAGGAAAGCUACACAACUCCUCAUCUCUUCAUUCGUGGAUGGUUGUGGAUUGAAGAAAAAUAAAUGUAAUACUGUCAUUUCUACAGGCAAAUAAUUUUGGCUCUGAGUUUCAAAAAUGUCACCUGGCUGUGGCCACAUACAAAUGUCCUGCAGAUGUGGAAACGUGACCUGAAGUGAGGCACCUGGAUUUUCAGCCUUGGUGAUGUUUGACAAUCAUAACAAAGCAUGAGCAAUGACAUGUCCUCCUUUCUCUGCAGUCAACAGACCAAUACCGAGUGUCUUUCGGAGCUCCGUAUGGGGACAACUGUGAAAUAUAAAGACUCUUGAUAUAGCCUGGACACACAAGAUGAUGUAAAGUCCCCCUCCAGUUAUAUAUAGAACUAUAAAUUGAGGAAACACAAAUUGUCUAUUGGAUAUCCCAGAUAUCUGAAUGGCCAUUUGAGACCACAGAUGCCUUAAUUUGCGUGUGCAGUCAUUACAACUGCAUGCUCAAAUUAGGCAAGCGAUUUCACCUGCAUUUUUGCACAUGGCCCAGUGUUCUUCGGGGUUUGAAAAUCAGGUCUGGCAUGUUUUACUAUACCAGUUACUGGAAUACAAGGACAUUUUCCCAUGGUCUCCCCUUCCUCUCACUGAUUUCAUUCUGUAUUGCACAACGUACAUUGGGGCUAGACCCAAAUGGUGGAUGUGAACCAGAGCCUCCCCACCCUAUGAUGAAUGGUAGAGUUAAUUUUCUAUCCUCUCAUGAGUGUUUGUAUACAUUAAUUUUACCCGUGGCAAGAGUCUAGCCAAACCCAGCUCAUUUCAGGGUGGAAUCCAAUAAACUUGCCUAUAAACUGGAAUGAGAUGCAGAGGCAGUGUGGGGGUUUAUUAGGGAGGGAGAAGUGGGAGGAGAUGAUUCCUUUAGUUUUACAAUAUUUUCAGUAUUACCAACCUUUUAGUUUAUGGCUUAAUUUUUGAGAAGCCACUGGAAAAGAUAUUCCCAAAUCUUACUCUAGGGUAAUUGUAUAAUGACAAUCAGUGUUAGCCUAUCACAGCCUUUGAUUUGGAAUGGCCAACCAAUUCCUUACAGUGUGGUCUGCAGCUUGUACAAAAUGGUCCUAUUACAUGGUGAAGGACGUGAGAUACAGUGAUGUUAUACAUCAAUAUGUAUAUAAGUAUUUUUAUAUAGACUUUUAGAAUACUGCCAAAACAUUUAUGACAGCUAUAUCACUGCCUUUGUUUAUAUUUUUUUUUACUGUGAUAUAUUCCACAGGCACGUUAACUGUUGCACUUUGAAUGUCCAAAAGUUAUAUUUUAGAAUAAUAAAAAAGGAAGUGUUUCCAAAAUGGUGGCUGUUGUGAAAUAUUUGAAGGGCAAACUAGCCUGAGUGAUGGUAGGCACGAAAUGUAUUACAAAAUGCCCCUGUUGAUAUUUUGUCUUUGAAAAAUCAAAUCCUGUAAAUUAAGAUCUCUAUAUUUCAAUAAAUGAUAUAUAAUUUAAGGAUA